AUGACAGUUGAGUUAAUUGAAAAUUUGCUUGAAAUAUUGCGUUCCGAAAAUCAUUAUGAUCUACCUAAAUCAGCAACGGGCUUACUACAAACCAAGUCUAAUGAAAACAUUCAAGUAAUGAAGAGUUUAAAAAACACAAAUGGGUCGUAUGUAUAUUUUGGUAUUGAAGAAGGACUAAAAGAUAUAAUCUCUGAGGAGUAUACUGAAAAUACCAUACGCUUAUUAUUUAACAUUGAUGGCUUACCACUGUACAACAGUUCAAGUCAACAAUUUUGGCCCAACUUGGGACUUAUUGUGCAUGAUAAAUAUGACUCAAAUCCAUUUAUUGUUGCAGUGUAUAGUGGUGAUUCGAAACCUAAAAAUGUUAACGAUUUUAUGAAAGACUUUAUUCAGGAG
Acyrthosiphon pisum (pea aphid) is the source of this 396-nucleotide messenger RNA. RefSeq lists its product as uncharacterized. The annotation marks the transcript as partial. The transcript has a single exon. NCBI's taxonomy places the organism in Eukaryota, Metazoa, Arthropoda, Insecta, Hemiptera, Aphididae. The record is from RefSeq and is a predicted model, not a curated record.